UUUUUUUUUUUUCUAUACAUUUAUUGAGUUUUUUUUUUCUUUUUUUUUCUGUUUUUUUUAAUGCAAACUUUAAGCGAUCUUAGAAGAUUUUAUAAAUAGUUUUUUGAAAUAAAAUUUAAUGUGGCUUACUCAAUAUCUAGUUCUAUUUUGUUGUGUUUAUGCUGAUCCUUGUCCAAAUAAAUGUGUUUGUCAUUCAUCAUGGAUAAGAGGUAUUACAACUGUUGUUGUGGAUUGCUCAAAACAAGGACUUGCUGUUGUUCCAUCAAGAAUAUCUCCUUAUGUCACAUCAUUAGUACUAAAUGAAAAUUUCAUUACUGAAUUGCCAGCCAAUAGUUUUACAAAGUACAAACACUUACGAGAAUUAUUUUUAUACAAAAAUUUUAUAUCAAAGAUUCAUAAAGAUGCUUUCAAUGGGUUGCAAAAGCUCACUGAAUUAUCUCUUCAUUCAAACCGAUUAACUUUUUUUGAAAAUGGAACAUUUUCAAGUUUAAAAAAUCUGCGCCGCCUGUACUUGUUCACAAAUUAUAUAAAAUCUAUUGAUAAUGGUGUAUUUCAGGGUUUGGAUAAAGUUGAAACACUGUUUCUGCAUGAAAAUCUUCUCAGAACAAUACCUGAAGGAACAUUUGCCCAUAUGGAGCAGUUACAAAUAUUAACACUUUACCGAAAUUAUUUACAAGUGCUUUUCAAUGGAUCCUUAAAAGGAAUGUUCAGGCUAAAUACCUUAUAUCUUCAAGAAAACAAGUUAAAAGUUAUUGAAAAUGGAUCGUUUUCAGAAUGUGUUAAUCUUAAGAAAUUACAGCACACAAUCAUUUUUUUCUCUAGACAAUUAGCACACAAUCAUCUAACAAGUAUUACAAAAGAUAUGUUUACUGGAACAAAAGUUUCUGAAAUUUAUCUCGAAUAUAACCGCUUGAAGGAAAUUACAACUUCAUCUUUUGGAAAUCUUCCAUUUAUAAAAAAAAUUGUUUUAUUGGGAAACCAAAUAAACAGUAUUCAAAACAAAUCAUUCAGUUUAUUGAGUAGUUUAAUGGUUUUAUCUUUGUCAGGGAAUCACCUCACUGAGCUGAAGGUUGGAAUGUUUUCUGGUCUUACUAGUGUAAGUCAGUUAUUUUUACAGGAAAAUCAAAUUGAGUGGAUUGAAAAAAAAACAUUUGCUGAUAUGAGAAACCUUCAACAAUUAUUUUUGUUUCGAAACCAGAUCUUUUAUAUUCAAGAGAAAACAUUUGAAGGAUUGACGUCUUUAUCAGAACUAAAUCUUGGCGUUAAUAACAUAUCUGGUCUUGCAAAUGGUGCUUUUGAUGGACUUCCAAGGCUAUUGGUACUACAAAUUAAUUCAAACCGGCUGACAACUAUUCCUUCUAGAGCAUUUCGAAAUCUUAGGUCAUUAUAUCGUCUCGUCAUAUUUUUCAAUAGCAUUUCAUUUAUCGAAGAAGGUUCAUUUGAUCAUUUUGAACGAUUAAGAUCAAUCGUUUGGUAUGCACCAUUAUCUCUAGCACAGUCUAGCAGAAGGUUACGUCUAAUUAAAAGUAACAAUUUGCAAUGUGACUGCAAUAUAUUAUGGCUUAAAACAUGGUUAAACAAAAGAAAUGUUAACACAACAAUUUUUUGUGAGAAACCUGAUUUUUUAUCGGGAAAAGAUAUUUCCAGUAUUAAUGCAAGUUUGUUCAAAUGUGAAAACCCUGACAAAAUGCUUGUUACCGUAUUACCAAAGUCUGUUAUCUUAUUACAAGGGUCUACAUUAUUUUUGAAGUGCAAUUCAAAUGUUGUUUCCAACUUUACAUGGUUAAAAGAUGGUGUUUUGCUUCUUUCAUCAGAUUCUUUAUUUCAAAUGACUUCUGGGAUUUUAUAUAUAAAAAGUAUACAAAGAACUUCAGCAGGUCAUUACACGUGCAUUGCAACGAAUAAGCAAUGGUCUGGAGUAGCAUUUUCUAAAGUUUCCAUAGGAAUACGAGCAACAAUUUUAUCGCCGAAAAACGAGACAUUUUUUAUCGAAUCAGAUCAAUCCAUAACACUUCAAUGCAAUGCAACCGGAGCACCAAUUCCAUCACGAAUUUGGUUCAAAAAUGAUGUUUCUUUUAUCUAUACUAACAACUCUGUUCUUAAUUUUAAUGGCGAUUUACACAUAUUUAAGCUAACUAGUGCAGAUGUCGGUGUCUAUAAAUGUGAAGUAAAUAAUGAUUUUGGAUUUGAUUCAAAGACUAUAAAUUUACUCUUUAAACACGGCUUAAAUAACUUCUCGACACACAAUUUAAAGAACAGCUACAACGUAACUUUGGUGCAGAAUCAAAAUAUCACUUUUGUAAAAGAUGAUUCCGUGGUAGAUGAACCAGAAGAUAAUAAGCAUUAUUAACUUCUAAUUACUUUUAAAAAUAAAGUAUAUUGGUUGAUUUCUAAAUGAAUACUGGAUAGAUGUUUAGCCUGUAGAAAAAUGUUUUUUUUCCUCAUUUUAAUCAAAUCUUAAAUCAA
Hydra vulgaris (swiftwater hydra) is the source of this 2466-nucleotide messenger RNA. Its product is annotated as slit homolog 3 protein. Gene Ontology annotation, molecular function: protein binding. The record is from RefSeq and is a predicted model, not a curated record. Gene Ontology annotation, cellular component: plasma membrane; extracellular matrix. NCBI's taxonomy places the organism in Eukaryota, Metazoa, Cnidaria, Hydrozoa, Anthoathecata, Hydridae.